Molecule: messenger RNA, 1015 nt
Organism: Cucumis sativus (cucumber)
Lineage: Eukaryota; Viridiplantae; Streptophyta; Magnoliopsida; Cucurbitales; Cucurbitaceae
Product: ethylene-responsive transcription factor ERF043
Exons: 1
Coding region: 90-773 (227 amino acids)
Biological process (GO): regulation of DNA-templated transcription
Molecular function (GO): DNA binding; DNA-binding transcription factor activity
Source: RefSeq, a predicted model, not a curated record
UAAACACUCUCUCUAUGUCUCAUUUUUUUCCCAAACUCUAAAAUCUCUUUCUUUCAUUUCCUCUCUUCUCUUACAUAAUAACAAUAAUAAUGUCACCAACUAAUCACCAAUCUCAAAUUUCUUCUACUAACAAUAACCACACCCAACCCAACCCCCCUUCCUCCACCACCACCACCAACAACAACAAGCGCGUUCGACCAUCCGAUUCAAUCUACCGCGGCGUCAGAAUGCGAGCUUGGGGCAAAUGGGUCUCGGAAAUCCGUGAGCCACGCAAGAAAUCCCGCAUUUGGCUCGGUACUUUCCCUACCCCUGAAAUGGCCGCUAGAGCCCACGACGUUGCCGCUUUGUCCAUUAAAGGUAACUCCGCCAUUCUUAACUUCCCUGAACUCGCUCACUCUCUUCCUCGUCCUGUCUCCUUCGCCCCUCGUGACAUUCAAGCCGCUGCUUCUAAAGCCGCCCACAUGGACUUCAACUUCCAUUACUCUUCUACUUCCUCUUCAUCUGUUUCCACUUCUUUAUCUCCCUCUUCCCCUGAAGACGACGAGGACGGCCACGAACUCAGCGAGAUAGUUAAACUCCCUACUCUCGCUUCUUCCAACUACGACGAUCACGAAUUCGUUCUCAUGGACUCCACCGAGGGAUGGGUCUACCCACCACCUUGGUUACGAACCAUGGAAGAUUAUUAUUACGGCUACCAUACCAACAAUAUCAACGAUGAAUUGGGAAUAAUUGGUGAUGAUGAUCAUCAUAGUAAUUUGUCGUGGGAUUAUUAACUUUCAUUUUAUUAAUUUUUGGUUUAUCUACACUGUAAAUGUAAAUCAAAAAACAUGUUAAGGGUGGGAGGGAUUUGAUUCAGCUAAGCUUUGAUUCGUUUUUGUUUCUGGGUGGUUCCACAGAUUUGUUCUUUGUAUGUGUUAGUAAUUGGGCUUUGGUUGGAAGUGUGUUUGUUGAAAUAUCUCGUGUAAAUCUCUUUUCAUUAAUGCACUUAACUGCUUUGUGGUCCUUUUUGCUUAAA